AUUUUUCCAAGGUUCGUCGAUUGGUAUAAAAGCAAUUGGAGUAAGUAAUCACGGUCGAACAGUCACUAUGCUUCGCUCGUGCGUUCUCAUCGCGGCGUUGGUCGUUCUGACCGGCACGGCGGAAGCGGCCAAAGAUUGGUACAAGAACAGUCUGGUAUAUCAGAUCUAUCCGAGAAGCUUCCAGGAUAGCAAUGGCGACGGCAUCGGCGAUUUGAAUGGUAUCACGGACAGGUUGGACCACAUCGCGGACAUCGGCGCCGACGCGCUAUGGAUGUCACCGAUCUUCUCUAGCCCGCAGGUAGAUUUCGGCUACGACAUCUCUAAUUAUACCAAUAUCCACGAGGAGUACGGCACCCUCGAAGAUUUUGAUGCGCUCGUGGCAAAGGCAAAGUCCCUCGGGCUGAAAGUAAUCCUUGAUUUCGUGCCGAAUCACAGUUCCGACCAGCACGAAUGGUUCCUUAAGAGUAUCGACAGGGUCAAGCCCUACGACGACUACUACAUCUGGAAGGAUGGGAAAUCGAACGGUACCGAGCCGCCGAACAACUGGCUGAGCGUUUUCGGGGGUCCCGCUUGGACGAAAAACGAGACACGCGGGCAAUAUUAUCUGCAUCAGUUCGCCGCCGGACAACCGGAUCUCAACUACCACAACGCUGAUUUGCGAGAAGAAAUGAAGAAUGUAUUGACUUUUUGGAUGGAUCGGGGCGUGGAGGGAUUCCGCAUUGACGCUAUCAAUCAUAUGUACGAGGAUUCCCGAUUCUUGGACGAGCCGCGAAGUAAUAAAGACGUACCGUCCAAUGACACCGACUACUUGGAUCACAUUUACACGAAAAAUCUCCCGGAGACUUAUGAAGUUCUCGCGACUUGGAGGGAGUUGAUGGACAAUCACUCGUCGACCGCUGACACGAAGAUGAUCCUGACCGAGGCCUAUGCGGACUUCGAUCUCACCAUAAAGUACUAUCUGUCGGGCUCGACGGUGCCGUUCAACUUCAUGUUCAUUGCCGAUCUGAAUGACAAAUCCAGCGCAGCCGAUUUUAAACACUCUAUUGAUCGUUGGGUAAAAAACAUGCCUAACGGUACGGAAUACGUUGCAAACUGGGUGGUGGGUAAUCACGACAAUCAUCGAGCGGCUACUAGAUUCGGCGAGAAACGGGCCGAUCAGCUUAACAUGCUGGCGACCAUUUUGCCCGGCAUAAGCGUGAUUUACAACGGCGACGAGAUCGGCAUGGUCGACAGAAAUUUCACGUAUGAAGAAACCAAGGAUACUGCCGGUUGCAAUGCAGGACCCGACAGAUAUUACUUGAAAUCGCGAGAUCCGGAAAGAACGCCUUACCAAUGGGACGCUACCACCAGUGCCGGUUUCUCCACCAACGAAACAACUUGGCUUCCAGUAAACCAAAAUUAUGAGAUUUUAAAUUUGGCGGCGCAAAAAGAUGAGCAGGUCUCUCAUUAUAAAGUGUUCAAGGCGUUGAUGAAACUAAAGAAGACGCCUGUCAUCGCGCAGGGAUCCCUACAGACUGCGUUGUACUGUUACGAGUGUUCUGUCACCGAAAAUGUUCUAGGAGUGGUACGACGACACGAAGGAUUCUGCACCAGCAGCAUCGUGCUCCUCCUGGUGAACUUCGCGAACACGGAGGUCGUCGUCGACGUUGGUACCUGGUUGAACAUUUCGGAGCAGUUGAUUGUCUAUGUAGCCAGCGUAGAUUCCAAACUGCUUCCAGGAUCAUAUCAAAAUAUGGCUUCCGUUGUUCUGCCCGGCUCGGCCUCUGUUGUGUACAUCACCGAAGAUUUGUAUAACUAAAUUUUGGUUUAUUUGAUGCUAACGAAUAACUUUUAAAUAAAUUUUCGAAUAUAUAUAUGUAUAGACACAUCUUUUCUGCGGAGCAUUUUGUGUAAAUCUGAAAAUAAACAUUCCAAGAAAAUGUAUCUUCUAAAAAGAAACGAUUAGAAAUAAAUUUGUUGUCAUUAACGUGUUAUUAAUUUCAAUAAAAAUUAUUGCGGUAGCGUUUAAAAUCAAUUGUGCUAUGUACACAAAAUGUGUAUUCUUAUGAUAAAAUAAAUUUUAUUUUAACAAUAA
Wasmannia auropunctata (little fire ant) is the source of this 2074-nucleotide messenger RNA. RefSeq names its product maltase 1-like (gene Hbg2). The record is from RefSeq and is a predicted model, not a curated record. Bases 68 to 1798 code for a protein of 576 amino acids. Lineage: Eukaryota; Metazoa; Arthropoda; Insecta; Hymenoptera; Formicidae. Gene Ontology annotation, biological process: carbohydrate metabolic process. The transcript has 2 exons.